Molecule: messenger RNA, 1662 nt
Organism: Zasmidium cellare ATCC 36951
Lineage: Eukaryota; Fungi; Ascomycota; Dothideomycetes; Mycosphaerellales; Mycosphaerellaceae
Exons: 2
Coding region: 1-1662 (553 amino acids)
Source: RefSeq, a predicted model, not a curated record
AUGCUAUGUUCUUCCAUAAACUGCUGUUGUGUCGAUGCUGCCGCCGCCGACAACCGCAGCGGGAAGCCCCGCGCCGACGAAAUUCAUCCAGCGCGAAAUCGCACUCUCUACUUCUCGCUGACCCACACACGCACGAAUAACUUUGGUUCCCUCGAGCAAUCAAGAACCAUGGCCGACUCCGUGCAACACGAUCAGUUAUCAGCAACUUCAGUAACUUCCGAGAAUUCAGCAUCCGAGCGCAUUGGCGCAUCCGAGCAGCCAGUCAACACUGCGGACUCCGAGUUCGGCAACGAAGAGACGCAAGACCUGGUAGAUUAUGUUGAAGAGCCGAAAGAGAUGGAAGAAUCUCGCGAAGAAGAGGCACAAGAUGCGGUAGAGUCCGCCGAGGACGAUAAGUACGAAUCUGAGUGGUCGGACACCGACGAGUUUGACGAGGGGGUGGAUCGCGAAGAGGACGAGACCACAGCAGCAAUGAUAGCACCAAACGCUAUCGGACAACAGGAAUUCGAAGCAUUCCAGAAGACGUGCCAGGAUGGCGUCGCCGACCUUCGAGUCAUGGGUCCUCGUCGACCUCGAGACCAUGACUGGUCUCAAGAAGAGGAAAUGCAAGAAGGUGACGAUUCAAGAGCGCUGGUUCUCUUCGAUCAGCCGAAGAUGUCUCGCUUCGCAAAGUACGUCGCCGAUACGGUCCAGUCACCCGAGAUCGCAGACGUGAUUCUCCAGAUCCUGGUCGCUUCGCAGCGGGCCGCGAAUCAGCGCAUGAGUGAUGGCGUGACGCAGCUGUCCCAGGCAUUGCAACUGGACAUUGACCAGCAACGCCUUCUCUUGGUUAAUCAGCGCUCUCUUUUCAGGACGGCGAUAGACAAGUACGAUCCAGAGCGGAUCGAACAAUCAGUGACGUCGGCGGUUGACGACAAGUUUUCGACUCUUCAGCGAAUGCUUGAUUCAGCAUCAGAACUACAAGUCGAUUGGCAAGGGCUGGUCCGAGCGAUGGAGCAAAUGGAUGCUCAUCGCAAGGACAUCACGAACCACUGCGACGCACAAGUCGAGCGAAUCCAGAACGAGUUGCAGACUUUGGCGCAACAGCGUGCCAACCUCCCUUCCCGAGGCUCGAAAGAACUGGACCGUCAAUAUUGGCGAUCAACAACUGGAGCACUCAGCUAUCGUUCGCGAUAUUCGAAAUCAGCUAAACGAUCGUCAAACGACUCCCGGGUCCUAAUGGACCUGGUCAACCGCGUCAACGGUCAAGAGGAAGAGCUCGCAGCCAUGAGCAAGGAGCAUAUCACGCUUCAGGGCAAGUUCAACGCAGUCUCCGAAGAGAACAAGGAGUUGCGUAACAAGACUGAAGCUUUGGAAGCGCGUCUUGAGGAACUCGAGAGGAAAGAGAAGGAUGCCACGAACGUGUCCAAUCAGCAAAUCGGGGUGCUGAAGACGAUCAGUACCAAGUCCAAGCAAGAGCAUGAAAACGUGUUCGCAGUCCUCUACAAGCACGAGCACAUCCUUCGUUCUAAUGGUAUGCUGUCACCAUUGCAACCCGAUGGCACAUCGCGGCCGGUACAAGCUCUGUUCCAGCUGGAUGAGGACAAGUUACAGGUCCCUGUCGAGCGUCUGGGUGAUGGAGGUUGGGCUCCCAAGCCGGGGGCUCAACCAUCUCCCCGAUAG